This is a messenger RNA of Mesitornis unicolor (brown roatelo), 231 nucleotides long. RefSeq lists its product as uncharacterized. Gene Ontology annotation, cellular component: nucleus; cytosol. Gene Ontology annotation, molecular function: Notch binding. NCBI's taxonomy places the organism in Eukaryota, Metazoa, Chordata, Aves, Mesitornithiformes, Mesitornithidae. Gene Ontology annotation, biological process: endothelial cell activation involved in immune response; negative regulation of Notch signaling pathway. The annotation marks the transcript as partial. The record is from RefSeq and is a predicted model, not a curated record. The transcript has a single exon.
CUGCGCAAGAAAGCGGCGGCCAACAUCUUCGAAAGCAUCAACGAGGAGUCCCUGCAGAAACUCUUCAGAAACUCCGGGGAUAAGAAGGCAGAGGAAAGAGCCAAGAUCAUCCUCGCCACCGACCAGGACCUGGAGGAGAAGACGCGAGCGCUAAUGGCGCUAAAGCAGAGGCGAAAAGACAAGCUGCUGCAGUUCCUGACGCUUCGGAAAUACUCCAUUAAAGUGCACUGA